Messenger RNA from Cynoglossus semilaevis (tongue sole), 3229 nucleotides. It is a transcript of the gene spty2d1, whose product is annotated as SPT2 chromatin protein domain containing 1. The transcript is spliced from 6 exons. The record is from RefSeq and is a predicted model, not a curated record. NCBI's taxonomy places the organism in Eukaryota, Metazoa, Chordata, Actinopteri, Pleuronectiformes, Cynoglossidae. Gene Ontology annotation, biological process: nucleosome assembly; transcription by RNA polymerase I. Bases 377 to 2638 code for a protein of 753 amino acids. Gene Ontology annotation, molecular function: histone binding; DNA binding. Gene Ontology annotation, cellular component: nucleolus.
UACUCUCACUUCCGGUCCAGCAGCUUUUAGUACUCUAAUGUCUUUCUUUUAAGUCUUUCAGUCUUACGUUUCAUUUCUUCCACUCGCACUCUUGAUAGUAUUGGUCAAGUUUGGAUAUUUUUCUUAGAAGACUGAAAGCCUAUGUUUUUUUCUAUGGCGUAUAAAAUUACCUGAGGGGAAGCAAAUAGAUCAACAUCUUCGUUAACGUUAGAUCAUUUUCGAUUAGCUAACGUUUGGUCAUAAAGUAUCAUGAAGACUUCAUUAAACGGUUUUGUGCCGUUUAAUUAGUCCUAUUCUGGCCACGAUUCUGGCUGUCACUAUUCGUUGUGUAGUUUUCUUUUUUAACUGUUAGCUUUCGCCAUCUUUCGCCAAAAGGAUGGACUUUGAUAAUAUAUUGGACAUCGCCUCGCAAAACCAGGGCCUAAGUUCACAGCAGAAGAGAUACAGUUUACAAGCUGGACCACCUAAAAAGGACCCGAAAUCCAAAGGUGUAAACCCUGCUGCUAUUCAAAACUUCAUAAAGAAGCAACAAUGUAACCAGAAAAAGAAAGAAAUUGAAAUGAAGAAACAGAAAGAGGAACUAUAUGCCAAGAGGGUUGAGUUAAAGUCGGAUCGUAAGGCACGAGCCAUGGCCUCUAGAACUAAGGACAAUUUUAAAGGCUACAAUGGUGUCCCGGUAGUUGAUAUUCCAAAGAAAAGAAGAUCAAAACAUGACAUGGAGGAGGACAAUCCAAAUAAUCAUGGAUUUAGGAAUACUGCAUUUGAUUCAAAUGAAGAUGAGGAUAAUUUAGAAUAUGAAGGUACUGAUUCUGAGUCCGAGCCCGAGUCAGCAAGACCAGGAAAACCUGCAGUUAAUAAUGGAUGUGGCAGCAGUGGUCACAGUAAAUCUUUUUCCAACAAAUCUAAACUCGCACCACCGCCUUUGAACUUUGCAGACUUACUCAAACUGGCAGAGAUAAAGCAACAUCAACCUGUAGAAGUUAAGCCAAAGCUAGUGAAAAAAGAAGGAAGACUACGUACAGCUGAAGAGAUAAGGGAAGAAGAGAUGGAGCACAAAGCUAGGAAACUGGACAAAAACAGAGAGUCAAUGAUGGACAGAGAGAGAGAAAACAGGUCCCAUUCUAGCUCUACCUUGAAAAAAACAGGCAGUUUAGACAAGGAACAAAAGAGCCGUAAGCCUCAAAAGAAUUUGUUAGAGAAACAAAGUCCCUCAAGUUGUAAGUUGCAAAGUGACAGAAGCCAAAUGUUUUCUAAACCUGUGAAUGACAGAGAGAGGCACAAAACAUCUCACAGUGAUAGAGACCAUUUUAAAUCUAGUUCAAGUAGUUCGUCAUGUGCCAUAAACAGUAAAGUUAUUUCAAAGUCUUCAUCUUCUCAGGAUUCAUUCAAACAAAGGCCCUCCAAGCCCACAUCUAGCCACAAAUCCAGUGCCUCAAGUGACCUUAGCAACAAGAAAGAGAGUUCAUCGGCAUUGCAUGCAAGACCUAGUAUUUCAGGGACCAGGCCUCCUGGUGCAGUCCAAAAGUUUCAGCAUGGAAAUUCUCAACAAACAAGGCCAAGUCAGGGGAGCCCUGUGAAACAGCAGACUAUAGUUGGAGAAAGCAGAUCUAUGAAAGGAGAACCAAGGAAGCCUGCUACCAAUUCUUUAUUGAAAUCAAGUGGUAAUUCUGCUAGAAACAGUGUUGGUGGUCCUCCCAAAUCAGGCUGUCAGCCUAAUCCAAGACCUGUAAGUACUGUUCAGGCAAAAAAUGGUGGUGUGGCACAGACCAGGCCUGGUGGGACUGUUCUGAAGAACCCUUCUGGAAGUGGGGCAUCCAGACCUCAGGUUAUUGGAGGUGCACGGCCUGGUAGUGGGGGAUCAUUGCCAGGUCGGUCUGCUGGCACAAUGGGAUCAGGACCUGGAAGAGCAAAGUGCACAGUGGUUUCAGAGACCAUCUCAACCAAAAAUUUAGGUGGACCUAGACCAGGUCUUUCUUCUCAGCCUGGGAUGCCACAGAGACCAGGGAUACAGCAAAGACCGGGAAUGCCGCAAGAACCAGGGAUGCCGCAGAGACCGGGGAUGCAGCAAGGACCGGGGAUGCAGCAAGGACCGGGGAUGCAGCAAGGACCGGGGAUGCAGCAAAGACCGGGGAUGCAGCAAAGACCGGGGAUGCAGCAAAGACCGGGGAUGCAGCAAAGACCGGGGAUGCAGCAAAGACCGGGGAUGCAGCAAAGACCGGGGAUGCAGCAAGGACCGGGGAUGCAGCAAAGACCGGGGAUGCAGCAAAGACCGGGGAUGCCACCCAGACCUAUGAUGAACAGACCUCCAGGAGCUAUGUUGCCACCUAUCACUUCAGCCUACAAAAGGAAAUAUGAAGAUGAAGAUGAGUAUGAUUCAGAAAUGGAUGAUUUUAUUGACGAUGAAGGUGAAGAGCAGGAUGCAAUUUCCAAGCACAUAAGGGAAAUUUUUGGCUAUGAUCGAACCAAAUAUAAGGAUGAGAGUGACUACGCACUUAGAUUCAUGGAGAGCAGCUGGAAAGAUAUGCAGAGAGAGGAGUCCAGGAGUCUGCGAAUGGCUGUACAAGAAGAUUUGGAGGAGGAGAGAAAAGAAGAGGAGGAGAUAAAGAGGAAAUCUGUCAAGAAAAGAAAAAAUAACUGACAUUCUUAGUGAAUGAAUGAAUAAACUUAUUAAAACGCCCUUGAUGAUGUCUCUUGAGAAAGUGGAGCAAUAGGUCUGCCAACCUGACAGAACUCCAGAGGUUGUCAACACCCAGCAUCGUUUGCUUUCCCUCAAAAUGUUCUUUUUACUUUUUAGAAAAAAACGUGAUGUGUUUUUAAUACAUUUUGUAUAAGGUUUGCACAAACUUUAGAGACAAGGUAGUUGAAAGCUGAUGCAAAGGUCUCAUUGUGUUUUUUUUUAAUUUGUGCAGGGCUUGAACAAUCCUAAUUCCUUAAAGGAAAUCUCCUGCAAAAGAGAAUAUUCAACAGUGCACAACCUUUUUUUUAACAAACCUUGAUGGAAAAGUCUAUUUAAAGCAGAAUUCACUAUGUGUCUAUCUUUUUAAAAAAGGAUUGCUAAUGAAUGGUUGCACAAAAAGAUUCCAACCAUAUUAAAUUAAAAAAUGACCUAGUAAUAUAUUUACGCCACUUUCAGUAACGUAUUUUGUUUUUAGAUUAUAGCAAAACAAAGCAUUUUCUUGCUGUAAAGUUGGAUUUUUUUCUUUUUAUAAAGAUAAUUUUCUUAACCCUA